UAAUAUAUUUGAACAAGACGGAACAACAAUGGCAGCAACAGAGCUAAAUCCUUGACUCUUGAGAGAUAACUGUGAAGAGAAAUGGCAACAUUGACAUGCUAUUGCUCAUCUUCUUCGCUGCCAAUACCAAAACCCACCUUAAAAUCUUCACUUUCCUUGCUCCAUAAAACCCCAAAUCCACAUUUUUUUGCUAAAUUUACUUCUUUCCUAUCAAUUUCCUCAAAGUACCAAAAGUGGACACACAAAGUCCUUCAAUGCUCUAACUUCAAUGCAGCCUCCUCAUUUACACUUUCAGAAUCAGACUUAGAAACCGAACCCGAACCCGAAACUGAAACUGAAACUGAAGAAGAAGAUGAAGACGAAGAGGAAGAAGAAGAAGAAGAAGAAGAAGAAGAAGAAGAAGAAGGAGGAGGAGGAGGAGAUGGGGUGAUGUCAAUUGAAAAGCCUCCAGUGAAGAGGAAGAGGAAGAGAAGGAGGUAUAGAAAGCAAUACCCAGGUGAGAAAAAGGGUAUUACUGAAGAAAUGAGGUUUGUUGCUAUGAAAUUUCGUAACUCCAAAGGCAAAAAGAAGUCGGAGAGUGAUGAUGAAAUGAAAGAUGAUGGGUAUGAGUCGGUUUCGUCGGACGAGGAUGAUGUAGGUGGCGGUGGUAGGGGUGGUGGUGAGGCGACUUGGCAGCCAAGUAUAGAAGGAUUUCUCAAGUAUCUUGUUGAUAGUAAGCUUGUUUUUAGUACAAUUGAACGCAUUGUUGAUGAGUCCAGUGAUGUUUCUUAUGCCUACUUCAGAAGGACUGGAUUGGAGCGAACAGAAUGUAUAUUGAAAGACCUAGAAUGGUUUGGCCAACAGGGUCAUGAAAUUCCUGAACCGAGCAUUCCUGGAGUCACUUACGCCAAUUAUCUGGAGGAACUGGCAGAAAAGACUCCUCGUUUAUUUCUCAGUCACUUCUACAACAUAUAUUUCUCACACAUAGCAGGAGGUCAAGUCAUAGCCAAAAAGGCCUUUGAGAGACUCUUAGAGGAAAAAGAGUUGGAAUUCUACAAGUGGGAGGGGGAUGAAGAAAAGUUGUUGCGGGAUGUGCGUGAUAGUUUUAACAUGCUGGCAAAGCAUUGGUCUAGAGAUGACAAGAAUAAGUCUCUGAGAGAAGUAACCAAGGCAUUCCGGUUUAUGGGUCAGAUUGUUCGGCUAAUCAUCCUGUAAAAGCCAUUCCAAUCCAAAGGCCAAACUUGGUUUCUCAAUGGCAGCUGACUCACCAGUGUCGUGGUCGCGAACAACUUGUGCAUAUUUUGCACUAAACAGGAUACGUCAACAACUAAGAGGAUUGUCAUCAGUCACAUUUAUCAAUCUGCAGAUGAGUGAGUAUGGCUGCAUCUAGAGGCAUGUGGCUUUACUCUUUCCUUUCCCUUGUCUUCUGGUUUUAACUUGCAGAGGCCUCGGGAACAUUCUAAACUUAAAGGAGAGAUGUACUUCACUAGAAUCUCUUUAUUUUCCUUUAGAAGAGGUCCCUAUAGGAGUUCAGUGGAAUGAAUUUAUGGUAUAUGUAUUAUUGAAAAAGCUGUGCAGAAUCCAGCCAUGGAAACAUUUCACUGCAUAAACAGAAGAGCAGCAAGAGUUGAUGCAUGUGUUUGAAGAAGGUGGAAAUCAAGUUCCAAGACAUAAGCAUGUUAGAGCCAUUUAUUUGACAACUGCAAUCUUUUUGGUAUUUGAUAUGGAGGAAGAGUAAUGAUAAUUGUGUUUU
This is a messenger RNA of Solanum stenotomum, 1732 nucleotides long. Its product is annotated as probable inactive heme oxygenase 2, chloroplastic. Gene Ontology annotation, molecular function: heme oxygenase (decyclizing) activity. The transcript has 5 exons. Bases 82 to 1194 code for a protein of 370 amino acids. NCBI's taxonomy places the organism in Eukaryota, Viridiplantae, Streptophyta, Magnoliopsida, Solanales, Solanaceae. The record is from RefSeq and is a predicted model, not a curated record. Gene Ontology annotation, biological process: heme oxidation; phytochromobilin biosynthetic process.